AUGGACAAGGCAAUUGAUAGGCAAAGGGUUCUGCUGCAGCAUCUCAAUCCUUCUUUCACUGCUUCUUCCGUUGAAGAUAUCGAAUCUUCAAUCUCUGCGUCUAUAUGUUCAGCUGGAGAUAGUGCUGCAUAUCAUAGGGCUUCUGUGUUUGGUGAUGAUGUGGUCAUAGUGGCUGCCUAUCGAACUGCACUCUGCAAGUCAAAGAGAGGGGGCUUCAAGGAUACUUAUCCUGAUGAUUUACUUGCUCCAGUUUUGAGGGCAUUGAUUGAGAAAACAAAUUUGAAUCCAAGUGAAGUUGGAGAUAUUGUUGUGGGCACAGUUUUGGCGCCUGGCUCCCAAAGAGCAAGUGAAUGCAGAAUGGCUGCAUUUUAUGCUGGUUUUCCUGAAACUGUACCUGUAAGAACUGUAAAUAGGCAAUGCUCAUCUGGCCUUCAAGCAGUAGCUGAUGUUGCUUCCGCCAUCAAAGCUGGAUUUUAUGAUAUUGGGAUUGGUGCUGGAUUGGAAUCAAUGACUGCCAAUCCUAUGGCUUGGGAAGGUUCAGUCAAUCCAAAAGUAAAAACUAUGGCACAAGCUCAAGAUUGUUUGCUUCCAAUGGGUAUUACCUCAGAAAAUGUUGCUGGUCGUUUUGGUGUCACAAGGCAGGAGCAAGAUCAGGCUGCUGUUGAGUCACAUAGAAAGGCGGCUGCUGCGACUGCAUCUGGCAAAUUUAAAGAUGAAAUCAUCCCAGUGAAAACUAAGAUUGUUGACCCCAAAACUGGAGAUGAGAAGCCAGUUACAAUAUCUGUUGAUGAUGGAAUUAGACCAAAUGCCUCAAUUGCGGACCUUGGAAAGCUGAAGCCUGUUUUCAAGAAAGAUGGAACAACCACUGCUGGUAAUUCUAGCCAAGUGAGUGAUGGUGCUGGAGCUGUGCUCCUUAUGAAGAGAAGCAUUGCAAUGCAGAAAGGGAUGCCAAUCCUUGGCAUAUUCAGGAGCUUUGCUGCUGUUGGUGUAGAUCCAGCAAUUAUGGGUGUUGGUCCAGCUGUUGCGAUACCUGCUGCAGUUAAAUCUGCUGGUCUCGAACUUGAUGACAUUGAUCUUUUUGAGAUAAAUGAGGCUUUUGCAUCACAAUUUGUUUACUGCCGUAAGAAGCUGGAACUUGAUCCUGAGAAAAUCAAUGUUAAUGGAGGUGCAAUGGCUAUUGGACAUCCUUUGGGUGCAACAGGAGCUCGCUGCGUUGCCACCCUGUUGCACGAGAUGAAGCGUCGUGGAAGAGAUUAUCGAUUCGGUGUGGUGUCAAUGUGUAUAGGCACAGGGAUGGGGGCAGCCGCUGUUUUUGAACGAGGUGACUCCUGUGAUGAGCUCCCAAAUGCUCGACAAAUUGACGCACACAAUUUCCUAUCCAAGGAUGCACGAUAA
Fraxinus pennsylvanica is the source of this 1395-nucleotide messenger RNA. Lineage: Eukaryota; Viridiplantae; Streptophyta; Magnoliopsida; Lamiales; Oleaceae. The record is from the annotation of a GenBank genome assembly.